This is a messenger RNA of Malaya genurostris, 5328 nucleotides long. RefSeq names its product anoctamin-1. The transcript has 8 exons. Bases 1635 to 4946 code for a protein of 1103 amino acids. The record is from RefSeq and is a predicted model, not a curated record. Gene Ontology annotation, biological process: chloride transmembrane transport. Gene Ontology annotation, molecular function: chloride channel activity; protein dimerization activity. Gene Ontology annotation, cellular component: plasma membrane. NCBI's taxonomy places the organism in Eukaryota, Metazoa, Arthropoda, Insecta, Diptera, Culicidae.
UCAUCAAUCGGAACUCGACCGCGAAUCGGUUCGGAUGUGCGCCUCCGGUAGUGUGCCACAUCGUCUCGCGUUUAAGUUCUAUUUUCAUGUUUUUUUUGUUGUUGCUUCACAAAAUUGAUGUUGAUUGUUUAUUACCGUUCCAUUAUUGUGAUACGACGAGUAGGGAGAAUGAAAUUGGGGCCAUCUCGGUCAUUCUGUCAGUUGGUAACUGGAAACCCCCUUUUUCGAAUGUUUUCUGGAUUAGUAAACCUAAACUGAGGUGAGAUCAUCGCAGUCGAGUGGGGAGAAAAGAAGAAAAAAACUUGUGAAUUCGUGAUAACAACCGGUGAAGGAUAAGAAUCGAUUCGGUAACAGAACUCGAAUAUUAUCGAAAAUGUGAUAAACCAAAAAGCCGUCGGCCAUUCCGUGGUCAACGGAGAUUAUCAGGCGAUUUAUUUAAUAGUGCAGUGAGAUUGUGUUUAAAAUGUUGAAAAGCAAAACAUGAAACUCGGUAACUGCCGACGGCUGGAUUUGGGUCGGGCAUCAGGGGUUUUGUUAGUGGUUAGAACCCCCGUCGUCCUAUCCUAUAGAGCGUAAAAUAGUAAAAAGUGCAAUUCACCAAACGGUAGUUAAUUGUGUGCAAUCUUACGGACCGUGCUUUACAACAGACAACCCCCGGUUUAAAAUAUGUACAUAACUGAAAUAGCACGCGAUCAACGCACCGUGUCAAAGCCUACUGACGGACGGCGGUUCUGGUUUAGGGUGCUUAACUUUUCACCGUUCCAGCGAGUGUUGUUUUUUUUGACAAUCGCCUGUCAGAACAUUAUCUCUUAUGUGGUGCUCAAAUUUUUAGGUCAUUUUCAUGCAGAAAACACCAAACUAUACAAUUUCAAUUGUAUUCCAUAUAGACCUUCCCCGUAGCCGACGUGGACGAAAGUAGGUCUCCCUAUUUACUCGAACAGCCCUUCGCCGUGACGGCAGCCUUUUGACGGGCAGUAGUGGGUGGCAAUGAGCAAUGCACCACAACUGAAUGCACAUUUGCGUACGCCGUACAAACGGAAAAGGCGUCCAAGCGUUUGAAUAUUUUACGGGAAAUUUGCACACCGCAGUUUCGCACCAUUUUACUGCCUGCCUACCUAAUAAAAAAUAUUUACCUACCGAUAACGUUGCUUAUUUUCCUAUUGGAAUCGGUCAGACUUUCAAAAUCCAACUGGAACUGGUUGUCAAUUUUUUUUUGGAUCUGGUAAACACACUUUGAAUUGUUUAUUAUAAGACACCCAAUUUCAAAUUCCAUUUGAUCCGAUCUCGGAAAAAACGUCAACCUACGGUGGCGUGGUUGGGACUUUCAAUUGACGACUAUCGCUUGCUUCGAUCCGAUUGUUGUUACUGCACCAGUAACAUUUAGCAAAAAGUGCAGGAAGUGUCAUUUAAACAAGAUUCCUUUAUUCGGUACUGUCGUUCUGUACUGAAUCGAAGGGACUAUGCAGUUGUUUCCGGAAAUAAACUCACCACAAUCACCAUAAGUGAAGACGAUUUAUGCUAAACUGUACUGCAGAAAAUUCGAGUGAUUUACAGCAAGUCCCAGAGUGGAAAGGUGCUAGGCGAAAUAAGUGAAGAAAGAAAGCUGAACGAUUGUCGUGCAACCCCCAAGCAUCAUGUAUCAAAAAGUGAGCCAACUGGAAGAUGGAGAGAAGCGCGACCUGAACGACCCAGUCAAUUCUCACCGACAAAGUCAUCACCAUCAACAGCAGCAGCAGCACCAGCAACCUCUCAUCCAAUACCGUCCUCCUCGGUUUACAACCUCCAGCGGUUCGCUCGAUUACGACUACUACGAGGACAUGGAUGAACGGGACAGUAUCUACCUGGACGCAGUAUCCGUCAGUUCCGAUGGGACCAAUCGAAAAUCCCUGUACCUUUCCCGACAAACCGUGUACCAUUCGGCGGAGGAGCUUCCGCUGGAUUCGGUAAACGGUGGUACUGGAGGUGGAGGUGUCACUGUUGCCAACGACAGUUUGACUAGUGUCAAAACCACCACCGAAUCGCUGCUCAAUGAUUCCCGUGCCAACGGUGGUCUGGUGAAUUUACCGUACGAACCACGGGUGAACAGUGCCGGUGGCGGCAGUGUUGGCGGUAUCCUGAAGCGGCCCGGAUUGACCACCAAGUACAAUGAAGAGGUGGUUGUUAAACAUGAUUCAUCAUCCACUUUCCGUUCUUCUCCUCAAACCAUUACCACUAACACCGAUGAUGACCGUAAGCAUGAGCCAAGACAGAUAGUUACAUAUUCGCUGUGGAAAUCUAGGACAUGGAACCGCUUCCACGACGGACGACGUGUAGUCGACUUCAUUCUGGCCUUCAACGGGCAGACCCAGUGCGAGGAGGCAAAACGAAAGCGGGCCACCUUUCAGCAGAACUUGAUCAACGAGGGACUGGAAAUCGAGCUGGAAAGUUCCCAGCGGAUUCAUUUCGUCAAAAUCCACGUCCCGCCGGAGGUUGUCUCGCGGUACUGCGAGAUCAUGAAGAUGCAGAUGCCGAUCGUUAAGCUGAAGGGACAGGAAAACAUUCUGGCGAAGGAUUUCAGUCUCAGCGAUACGCUGGCGAAAUUGUUCCGGCGUCCCAUGUUCAAGUUCGUCAUCAUCGAUCGGGACAAGUUCCGGAAGAAGGAGUACCGGCUGAAGCACGAAUACUGUCGGGAGAAGUCGUAUCUGUUCGAUGACGUUCGAGCAGACUUUUUCACGCCGAGCAUUCGAAUUUCGGUAGCUUAUUUCAUCCUACAGCGGACGUAUUUUAGCGAUAGUGAGGAUGAAAAGUUUGACAUCGGCCUGCGGAAGCUGCUAAACGACGAAGUGUAUUUGGAUGCGUAUCCGUUGCAUGACGGCAGUCCGGACCUACCGGAAUUGGAAUGCCAACGGACGCUGUUACUCGAAGAGUGGGCUUCGGUCGUACGGUGGAUCAAGCAUCAACCGCUGGAUCACAUCAAGGAGUACUUCGGGGUGAAGGUUGCCAUGUAUUUCGCGUGGUUGGGAUUCUACACGCACAUGUUGAUUUCCGCUUCGGUCGUGGGACUGAUUUGCUUCUUCUACGGCCUGCUAACGUUCCGCAGUAACCGGAUCAGUCAGGAAAUAUGCAACGACAGCGGAACGGUUAUGUGCCCCCAGUGCGAUGCCAAAUGCGAUUACUGGCAGCUGAAUUCGACCUGCACGACCUCGCAGCUGGCGCAUAUUUUUGAUAACAAUUUUACCAUCGCUUUUGCAGUGUUCAUGUCUAUCUGGGCCACGCUCUACCUCGAAAUGUGGAAAAGGUACUCCUCCGCCAUUCAGCACAGCUGGGGUGUCACCGAUUAUUGUUCGCUUGCGGAACCACCCCGACCUCAGUAUCUGGCCAGGCUGAAGGAUAGUAAAAAGACAAUUUUUAACAUUGUCACCGGCACUCAAGAGCCGUCUCCGCCAUUUUGGACCAAACGUUUGCCCAGUUUUUUGUACAGUUACUCAGUGAUAUUCCUUUUCAUUGUCCUCGCAAUCGGUGCCGUGUUCGGCAUUGUCAUCUACCGCAUGUCUCUGAUGACAUCCCGCAACAUCUACGGCAGUCCGGAUGCCGUCAGUACCAAGUUACUGCUACUGCCGGCAACGGCUGCCGUCAUCAAUCUGCUUGUUUCGACGGUGCUAAACUACCUGUACGACUACGUGGCGGUUUACAUGACCGAUAUCGAGUACCGGCGGACGCAGAGCGAAUACAACGAAAGUCUUACGCUGAAGAUCUACCUGUUCCAGUUCAUCAAUUACUACACUUCGAUCUUCUACAUCGCUUUCAUGAAGGGCAAAUUCACCGGGUAUCCGGCAAAGUACAACCGGAUACUGACCUUCCGGCAGGAGGAAUGCAGUCCCGGCGGGUGUCUGAUGGAACUGUGCAUCCAGUUGGCGAUCAUCAUGAUCGGCAAACAGUUGAUUUCGUUGGUGCUGGAAAUUUUGCUGCCGUUUCUUUGGCAGAAAUUUCGCGAGUUUCGAAGUGUGCUUGGAAUAGAAUCGGAGGAUUCCGAGAGCGGGGAAAAGCUGAUCUGUUGCAAUCAAUGGACCAAAGAUUUCACCCUGAUCAGCUGGCACGAUCGGAGUUUGUUUGAGGAAUACUUGAAAAUGAUUAUUCAAUAUGGCUUCAUCACCAUUUUUGUGGUGGCUUUCCCGCUGGCUCCAUUGUUUGCCCUGCUGAACAACGUCUUCGAAACCCGGCUGGAUGCGAAAAAGUUCCUCCUGUACUACAAACGGGCCGUUCCGCAACGGGUGCGGGAUAUCGGCAUUUGGUACAACGUAAUGCAUGUGCUGGGGAAAAUUGCCGUUAUUUCAAGUGCAUUUAUCAUCGCCUUCUCGUCCAACUUUAUCCCGCGGCUGGUCUACAUGUACGUGGUCAGUCCGACCAGAACGGACGAAGGUUUCGUCAAUCACACGUUGGCUUAUUUUAAUGUGAGUGAUUUUGAAGCCGGCGUAGCACCGAUGGAAUCAAAGUUCGAGAACGUGACGGUUUGUCGAUACCAGGAGUACCGGAAUCCACCCGGAGUCGAGCGGGCCUAUAAGCGACCGCUGAUUUACUGGCACAUACUGGCCAUUCGGUUGGCUUUCGUUGUGAUCUAUCAGAACGUGGUCAGCUUCGUGCAGAUUGUGGUGGCUUGGGCCAUUCCGGACACUCCCGGGCGGCUGCAGGAUCAGAUCAAGCGGGAACAGUAUCUGACGAAUGAGUUUAUCAUCCAGCAGGAGAAACUUCGGACGGACAAACGCUGUAGGGCAAGUAGCUUACAGCGGAACGGAACCCAGGUGGUCAGACAGCAGAGCAGUCCCGGUGAGUACGGAGGAGAUGGCACUUCCGGACUGACGGAAGACGACGAAGAUGAGUACGCGAUAAGACAGAGAGGACGACAGAACAGUGACCCGUACCGACAUGAGCCCUUUCAGGAGUGUGAAAUUAUCACCUCCCGGGUUUAGGGCGCGAGUUGUUCCCGGCUCGAAAAAUGAGUGUGUGUAAUGUUACCUAAGACAAAAUUUUGCGCUGCUGACUCGAACGAUCAAACCGUACUGAUAUGCCUUUUGGUGUUAUUUUUUUGUUAAGUGUAAGAAAAAAAACUGUUACAGUAAAUAGUUAAGUUGAAACUCCACAGCUCUUCGAAGCCUGGAAAACACGAGAAGAGGAUUACAAUUCUCGAAAUGCCAAUUUUGAACGAACCAGUUUCACUGCACAACAAAUUUGUGUGGACAAAUCAGAACAAAACAAACAAAAAACAUUUGUUAGACUAUACUCUAUUCAUACUGAUUGGACAUAAAAUGAACAAUUAUUUAUUUGUAUCUAGAUAAAAUAAAUCGUUUUAAA